AUGGGAGAUCAACAUCAGCCUAAUAGCCAUGAUUAUGAUCUGGCAACGCCGAUUUCAUCCUCUUCAGGUCUUCGUCAGGGAUUGACUGCGUAUGGGGAUGCGCAUUUCUCUUUGUUUCUGAGGAAAGUAUUCAUCAAGGCGCUAGGAUACUCCGACGACGCUCUCUCGCGGCCCAUAAUUGGAAUCAUCAACACCUACUCCGGAUUCAAUCCGUGCCAUGCCAAUGUACCGCAAUUGAUGGAAGCUGCAAAGCGAGGGGUUCAUCUCAAUGGCGGGUUGGCCGUUGAAUUCCCUACCAUCAGUGUCCAUGAAUCUUUUUCGUAUCCUACCAGCAUGUUCCUCCGGAACUUGAUGAGUAUGGACACGGAGGAAAUGAUUCGUGCUCAGCCGCUGGAUGCGUGUAUUAUGAUCGGAGGGUGUGAUAAAACAAUUCCCGCUCAAUUGAUGGGCGGCAUAUCUGCAAACAAGCCGAUCUUGCCGCUGGUAACGGGUCCAAUGCUGCCAGGCAAUCAUAAAGGAUCAAGGAUAGGCGCCUGUACUGACUGUCGGAACAACUGGGCCGCAUUUCGUGCCGGGGAAAUCGACAUCGAGGAGAUUUCCGCUAUCAACGAAGAACUUGCUCCAACGAUCGGAACGUGUGGUGUGAUGGGUACUGCCAGCACAAUGGCGUGCAUUACUGCCGCUCUGGGGCUGAUGCCGCUUCGAGGCGCUUCGGCCCCUGCAGUGUCAUCCGCACGGAUCAGAGUAGCAGAGGAAACCGGGGCAAAUGCCGUGUCUGUGGCAGUUAAUAGUCGAAAGCCACAAGACAUCCUCUCCAAAGAAUCAUUCAUAAAUGCAAUCACGGUGCUGCAGGCCAUUGGCGGGUCAACAAACGCCGUAGUACACCUACUCGCCAUUGCGAAUCGACAUCCCCAAGUGAGCGGCGUGAUUACCCUCCAAACAUUCGAGGAGAUUGGCCAGAAAACGCCAUUGCUGAUCAAUCUCAAACCGAGUGGGGACAAUUAUAUGAAUGAUUUUCAUAACGCUGGUGGUAUGCUGGCGCUGUUGCAUACCUUGCGACCGCUGCUUCAACUUUCAGCCAUGACCAUCAAUGGCCAGACAAUGGGCGAGAUCUUGGAUGCUUCUCCUUUCCGUACAUUUCCAUACUCGACGCAAAUCAUCAGGCCCCUUUCGGAUGCUCUCUAUCCAUCCUCCUCUCUUAUUGUCCUUCACGGGAACCUUGCCCCCGAUGGUGCCGUCAUGAAGGCCUCGGCAUCCAAGGAUCGAAGGCUACUUUCUCAUACAGGACCGGCGGUAGUCUUCGAAAACUCGGCGGAUCUAGCACGACGAAUUGACGAUCCGGAACUUCCCGUGACCAAGGACACUGUUCUUGUUCUCCAAGGAAUAGGCCCCAUCGGCAACCCUGGCAUGCCCGAGGCGGGCCUAAUCCCGAUACCCCGUAAGCUUGCAUCUGCAGGGGUGAAAGACAUGCUGCGUCUUUCCGACGGCCGAAUGUCUGGUACGGCGGGAGGGACCAUUGCUCUUCACAUUUCCCCGGAAUCUGCACUGCCCGAAUCGCCGUUCGGAGUAGUGCAGACCGGCGACCUCAUCACCUGUGACGUCGAGCAACGUAUACUGCAAGUGGAGAUAUCGAGCGAGGAGUUGCGGGCACGCCUUGACGCGCGAAAACGACGAGUUAUCGAGAAUAAGGAUCCUGCCGGACAACAAGGAAGAAAAAGAGGUUAUCUUGGCCUAUAUGAGCGGAGCGUCAACCAAGCGCAACACGGGGCGGAUUUUGGUUUUCUUGCAGCCAAUUGA
Molecule: messenger RNA, 1797 nt
Organism: Aspergillus steynii IBT 23096
Lineage: Eukaryota; Fungi; Ascomycota; Eurotiomycetes; Eurotiales; Aspergillaceae
Gene: ilv3C
Product: putative dihydroxy-acid dehydratase
Exons: 3
Coding region: 1-1797 (598 amino acids)
Molecular function (GO): hydro-lyase activity
Source: RefSeq, a predicted model, not a curated record